This is a messenger RNA of Alternaria rosae, 798 nucleotides long. RefSeq lists its product as uncharacterized. Bases 1 to 798 code for a protein of 265 amino acids. The record is from RefSeq and is a predicted model, not a curated record. The transcript has a single exon. Lineage: Eukaryota; Fungi; Ascomycota; Dothideomycetes; Pleosporales; Pleosporaceae.
AUGACACUGGUCUCCGACGACGGAUCGAUUUCAGUGAUCCAACAAUUCUCUCCGAAACUGCCAGAUGAGAUAGUACUACGGAUCAUGAAGUACCACUGCAACAACCAGAUCGAAGGUGUCCUCCUUGUGCAUUACCAAGGCUCUUUUGAGCUUCCAGGCAUUCCCAGGUUCUAUAUCAUCCAGCAUUCCCUAGUAUCCUGGAGGGAAGACGAAGAGCGCGAGAGCUACACGGACCCGUACUCCUCCAUCGGCUCAGGGUAUAUUCAACAAAUCCUACAAGUUCGGCUUGUGAGCAAGGUGUUUGCACGCUGCACGCUCGACGCUUUCUUCACGAGCCCUAUUGUGUUUCAGCAUAGCGUGUCGGAUCUCCAUGGCAUGAAGCCUACGUGGUUUCUCCCAUGCCAAAUUGAACCCCAGCUCGUCCGACGCCGUAUACCAAUCAAGGCCCGCUACUACAAGCUGCCCAGGGAUGCCACCUCGAGUAUGGACAUUGAGACGGACAUACAGUGUGAGAAGACGGGUAUGGACCUGGCUUUGAGCAAGCAAAUUCAUCUGCCGACAAUACACGAGCUUGGCGCACGUCUCUUUGCCCACGAACCUGCCCGAGUCUUUAUCCAUAAGCAUGAUGGUCUUGUUGUCCGGGGUAUCCAGUUCACAGGUUGUUUCGAGAGGACAUCAUUCUAUCCUCGUGUCUGGAGCGAGAAGACCAUCCAAAUGUUCUUCAUCCUGCUUCAGCACCCAGAUUGGCGCUCAGCCGAUGUUCCCCCUGGCUCCGAAUUCGUUCUGAACCUAAGUUAG